AUGGGAGCGUAUCCGGUUCCCAUCAAGGCUCCAAGAGUGCUGAAAGCCAGCCCUCACCCAGUCGUCUUCCAGUGCUACAAGACCUUCUGGGUGUUCUUAACGGGCUGGCUGUUCCUUCUCCCGCGCUGGUGGCAACAGGAGUCUCCAGUUUUUUGCCCUACCUGGUGGGGAGUUGUCAGUGCCCUAGGGUGGAUUCCGAGCGGUGUCUGUGCGAUAGCAGCAGUGCCACGCCUGGGCGUUGGGAUGACUGUGGCGGUUUCCUCAAGCUGUGGCUCCAUUCUAACAUUCCUGGUUUUCUGGCUGGUGCUCGGCGAGUCAAUGAAGGAACACAGCCUUGGAGGUCACAUGAUGUAUUUCGCUCCAGUUUACCUCGCCUGUAUAGUCCUUGGCAUGGUAGGUAUGGUGUUGGCCACUGGCUUCAAGUCGCAAGGAGGAGAGACGCGGCGCUCCAAGGGGAUGGUUGGGCUGCUGCUGGCCAUGUCAGUUGGAGUGUUCAGCGCUAUCCAGUUCGGGGCCGUGAAUUUGGGCAAGCAGAGCGCGCAGCAGUCGGCUGGGUGUGCUGGAGACAUGUCUAGUUGCCCUCCAGAAUUCGUGGAGGCCUUCAACAACUUUGGCUCCUGGAUGGCUUCGUUUGGACUUGGAGCGCUCCUUGUCACGGCCAUCUUUCUACUUGGAGUUACCGCCGACGCCGCCCUCCGGCGGAAGCCUCUGCCAGCACCCCAUUGGAAGGCUUUAGCUGGUCCGGGCUCGAUGGCAGGAUUGCUUUGGGCCCUUGGCAACUUCUUCCAGACCGCGGCAGUUGUCAGAGGUGGCAGCGCUGUCAUGCUGCCCGCCAACCAAGCCAUUCAGCUGGUGACAUCUGGAGCAUUCGGUCUCCUUUACUACCACGAGGUCCCAAAUCUACGACGCGCAGUGUUUUGGACCGCUGCUGCACUCUGGACUUUGGGAAGUAUCCUCCUCCUCAGCCAGGAGAAGUCGUGA
Symbiodinium pilosum is the source of this 981-nucleotide messenger RNA. The record is from the annotation of a GenBank genome assembly. NCBI's taxonomy places the organism in Eukaryota, Dinophyceae, Suessiales, Symbiodiniaceae.